Molecule: messenger RNA, 1068 nt
Organism: Fusarium mangiferae
Lineage: Eukaryota; Fungi; Ascomycota; Sordariomycetes; Hypocreales; Nectriaceae
Exons: 4
Coding region: 1-1068 (355 amino acids)
Biological process (GO): butanediol biosynthetic process
Cellular component (GO): cytoplasm
Molecular function (GO): zinc ion binding; (R,R)-butanediol dehydrogenase activity
Source: RefSeq, a predicted model, not a curated record
AUGAGAGCGGCUAGGUAUUACGGUAUCAAGGACAUUCGUGUCGAGCAGGUCCCUGAGCCUUCAGUGCAGCCCGGACAAGUCAAGGUUGCCCCUAAAUUUGUUGGCAUCUGCGGCACAGACCUGCACGAAUAUCUCGGGGGACCCAACUUCUGCCCAACCAAGCCUCACCCCCUUACAUCAGAAAGCAUCCCCGUGACACUCGGUCAUGAAUUCUCAGGAGUCAUCUCCGAAGUUGGCCCCGGCGUAACUGGCUUCGAAGUAGGUCAGCCCUGCGCAGUCCAGCCAACCCUCUUUUGCGGCCACUGCGCAGCUUGUCACACCAGUGCCGAGAACGUCUGCCAUACCGGUGGCUUCCUCGGCCUCUCAGGCGGCGGCGGCGGUCUUUCCGAGUCAGUUUGUGUGAAUGCGACGCACGUCUUUCCGCUGCCAAAGGAUCUGCCCCUCGAAAUUGGAGCACUUGUCGAGCCUCUUUCUGUAGCUUGGCACGCCAUGUCUGCAGCGCAGGAGAUCAAUGGCAAGUCUAAGAUUGCAAUUUUGGGUGGAGGGCCCAUCGGUUUGGCGAUGAUUCUGUGUUUGAAGGCCAAGGGGGUUAGUGAGAUUAUUGUUUCUGAAGUUGCUGCCUCGAGACAGGAGUUUGCAAGGCAGUUUGGUGCCACCAAGGUUGUGAACCCGAUCAAAGAGGACCUCAAGGAGAUCGCUCUUAGCUUGACUGGUGGUUUAGGUGCCGAUGUUGUUUUCGAUUGCGCCGGUGUACCCGCGAGUGUCAAAGGUGCUUUCGAGGUUGUGAGAACAAGAGGCACUGUUGUAAAUAUUGCGAUCUGGGAGAAGGAGAUCCCUUUCAACCCUAAUUGGUUGACCUUCAAGGAGAGCGCCUAUAAAUCCGUUUUGGGAUACCAACGGGAGGACUUCCAAGCAGUCAUCGACAACCUCGCUUCGGGUGCAAUUAAGCCUCACCAGAUGAUCACCAGAAAGAUCAAGAUGGAGAACAUUGUCGAUGAUGGUAUCAACGCGUUGAUCACGGAUAAGGAUAACCAAGUCAAGAUCCUGGUGGACAUCAAUGACAAAUGA